Molecule: messenger RNA, 1383 nt
Organism: Quercus robur (English oak)
Lineage: Eukaryota; Viridiplantae; Streptophyta; Magnoliopsida; Fagales; Fagaceae
Product: inositol polyphosphate multikinase beta
Exons: 3
Coding region: 231-1142 (303 amino acids)
Biological process (GO): inositol phosphate biosynthetic process
Cellular component (GO): nucleus; cytoplasm
Molecular function (GO): inositol-1,4,5-trisphosphate 3-kinase activity; inositol tetrakisphosphate kinase activity
Source: RefSeq, a predicted model, not a curated record
AUCUACACCCGCGGCCGCGACCGCGACCGCGAGUGGAUCUGCAGGUCGCCCAUCGUUACAGAUUACGGCGGCAAGAAACGGAAAUACAAAGUCUCUAUUCUAUUCUAUUCUAUUCUAUUUGAGACAUUUUCAAAUAGCUUCCUUUAUUCUUUUGAGAACAGAUCCUUCCGACUUGAUCUCUGCUUAGAGCCGAUUGGUAAAGGAGACACUCGUUUCUUACCCUCUGUAACAUGCUUAAGGUCCCAGAUCAUCAGGUUGCUGGCCACCGGGCCGGUGAUGGAAAGCUUGGUCCUUUGAUAGAUGAUUCAGGGAAAUUCUACAAGCCUAUUCAAAGUGAUGGUCGUGGGUCCAAAGAAGUAGACUUCUAUACAUCAUUCUCUUCCAACACUAAUAUUCCAAAUCACAUCCGCAGAUUCUUUCCUAUUUUUCAUGGCACUAAGCUUAUAGAGGCAUCCGAUGGGUCUGGGCAGCAACUUCAUCUUGUGUUGCAAGAUAUCGUCUCUGGUCGCCUCAAUCCAUCUAUCAUGGACAUUAAGAUAGGAUCCAGAACAUGGUGCCCUCAAGCAUCAGAGGACUAUAUCCAAAGGUGCUUUAUGAAAGACAGAGAAACGUCGAGCCUUGCACUGGGGUUUAGGAUAUCUGGGUUGCAGAUUGAGAGCAAAGGAUCGGGGUUUUGGAAGCCUGAUAGGAAGCUUAUCCAAAAAUUUACUGCGGAGGAAGUUAGGUUAGUCCUGAGGCAGUUUGUUUCUUCCAACUCAUCUGCAGAUUCAGGUGUGCACCCUGAUUGUACAUUUGUAUCAACUGUUUAUGGUGGUUCUGGUGGAAUUUUGGCACAACUGCUGGAGCUCAAAGAAUGGUUUGAGCAUCAAACAAUUUUACAUUUCUAUUCUUGUUCAGUUCUUAUGGUGUAUGAGAAGGAAUCAGUAGUGAAAGAAAUGAGUUCCAGUGCUGAAGUUAAACUUGUUGAUUUUGCACAUAUUGUUGAAGGCAAUGGUGUUAUUGAUCAUAACUUCUUGGGUGGGCUCUGCUCUUUGAUAAAUUUUAUCUCAGAGAUUCUGACAUGCUCAGAUGUGCAUACGUCCAAAGCUUCUCUGCAAGACCCUAAGAACUACUGUUAUACCAAUUGUGACACUCAGAAUUGAACAGGAUGUCUUGAAUGUAGGCUUCCUCACCUCAUUGAUUGGCCUGUGGCUUACCCCUGGAUGUUGAAAUCUAAAGUACUGUUUAGGAUUGUAUUACUUUGUAUUUUAUUUUGAAUUAAAUUUUUAUUGACAUUGUUGAGGCCUUUUCAGCGUACGACUGCUCAAGAAGUUUCCUCAAUGCUAUUAUUGCCCUUGUGGAUUGGAAGAUUAUUUAUCUUGACACGCAUAACCAUUGAAUUUU